Messenger RNA from Drosophila takahashii, 745 nucleotides. It is a transcript of the gene Roc1a, whose product is annotated as Regulator of cullins 1a. Gene Ontology annotation, molecular function: cullin family protein binding; ubiquitin protein ligase activity; zinc ion binding. The record is from RefSeq and is a predicted model, not a curated record. Gene Ontology annotation, cellular component: cullin-RING ubiquitin ligase complex; nucleus. Lineage: Eukaryota; Metazoa; Arthropoda; Insecta; Diptera; Drosophilidae. Gene Ontology annotation, biological process: protein ubiquitination; ubiquitin-dependent protein catabolic process.
GUCACACCGGCAGGCACACCAUUUUCGAUAGACUGCUCCUAUCGAAACGGAACUGGCAAAAAACGCGAAAUAAUUGCAAUAAAUUGCAAAUUCUCAGGAAACCGGAACAAACAGGCAAAACCGCGACAAUGGAGGUGGACGAGGAAGAGUUCGAGGUGCCGUCGAGCAGCAGCAAGGGCGAGAAGAAGCGCUUCGAGGUGAAGAAGUGGAACGCCGUGGCUUUGUGGGCCUGGGACAUCGUGGUCGACAAUUGCGCCAUUUGCCGCAACCACAUCAUGGAUCUGUGCAUCGAGUGCCAGGCGAACCAGGCGUCCGCCACCAGCGAGGAGUGCACCGUGGCCUGGGGCGUCUGCAACCACGCCUUCCACUUCCACUGCAUCUCCCGCUGGCUGAAGACCCGCCAGGUCUGCCCGCUGGACAACCGCGAGUGGGACUUCCAGAAGUACGGCCACUAAAUCGGCAGUCGGAAAUUGGAAAUUGGAAUUCCAGGAUAACCAGUUGGAGCAGCGCAUCAACCUCACCCACACACAUCCAUAAACUCCCCCCAACUCAAAAGCCUGCUUCAUCGGAACACUUAAAUCAUAUAAUACCUUCUUAGAUCUUAAGCGAAUGGGCCAAGUCGCGAGAAUUGGCAACGAUCUUCGGGACGCGCAGAGUUCCAGUUGCCAAUUCCAACGAUUACCAGCCAACAAACAGACCUUUUUGUAACGCAAGAAAUAAAAGCUGUAGAAGAUGGAGAAGACUA